AUGCGUGCUUCUAUUCUUUUUCUCUCAGUUGCCCAUGCGUGGCCUGAUGCCCAGCACAACCUUCCUCGCGCCGAGCACGGUCAGCAAGACUUCAGCCAAGCUCUUCAGCUUCAGUUGCAGACGUCACAUUUGGCAGCAAAGGAUCUCCAAUACACUCGGGCGAAUGGGCAGCCAUACCCCAAUCCUACUUCAGCCGAGCGCAUUGGAGAGACGGGGCCCAUCUUGUUGAAACACCAUCAUUUGAUUGAAAAUCUUGCCCACUUUGUAAGGGAACGCAUUCCCGAAAGGGUUGUCCAUGCCGCUGGAGCUGGCGCACAUGGGGUCUUCACGACAACAACUGAUUUUGCCAAGCAACAUACGAUGAUGGACGUGUUCUCCGAAGUUGGCAAGCAAACGCCUAUCACGGUCCGAUUCUCUACCGUGGGAGGAGAAGCCGGUUCGGCUGACCAAGCGAGAGAUCCUCGUGGGUUUGCCAUGAAGUUCCGCACUCAAAAGGGUAUUUGGGAUAUCGUCAUGAACAACACGCCAGUUUUCUUCCUCCGUGACCCUGCAAAGUUUCCUUUUUUCGUCCACACUCAAAAGCGCAACCCGCAAACUCACCGUAAAGACCCAAAUGCAGUCUGGGAUUACUUUGGACAAAAUGCUGAAAGUCUUCAUCAGUUCUUGAGACUCUUCUCAGACGCUGGAACUCCGCAAGGAUUUGUCAACAUGGAUGGCUUCACCUCCCAUUCAUACCGCUGGAUCAAGAAAGAUUCUUCGUGGGUUUAUGUCAAGUUGCAUGCCGUCAGUGAUCAAGGGAUCCACAACUUCACCGCUGCUGAAUCUGAGAAGAUUGCUGGUGAGAACCCCGAUUACGCUGCCGAAGAUCUCUUCACCCGAAUCGAAUCCGGCAAAUUCCCCAGCUGGACUGUCUACGCUCAAGUCUUGACGCCCGCUGAAGCCGAAAAGUUCAGGUAUAAUGUUUUAGAUUUAACCAAGGAUUGGCCUGAAAACCUUGUUGCAAAGCACGAGAUUGGAAAGUUUGAACUCAACCAGAAUCCUCAAAAUUACUUUGCUGAGAUCGAGCAAGCCGCUUUUUCUCCCUCUAAUGUUGUUGAUGGAUGGGAAAUCAGUGAAGAUCCAGUCCUUCAAGCCAGAGCUUUCUCAUACCCUGAUGCUCAGCGUUACCGUCUUGGAACAAACUUUCAACAAAUUCCUGUAAAUUGUCCCAUGAACCCAGUCGGUAAGGAUGGCGUUUUUGGUGGAGUAACUGGAAACCAAGGUUCUCGACCAAAUUAUCUUUCCAGUUUCCAAAGUAUCAACAUCCCACCACGACAGUACGAUGACUCCAACCACACCAUCUGGACUGCUGGUGCCAUUAGGUAUCUGAGUCAAGUAAGUAGCCAACUUUUGAUACGAUAA
Molecule: messenger RNA, 1401 nt
Organism: Melampsora larici-populina 98AG31
Lineage: Eukaryota; Fungi; Basidiomycota; Pucciniomycetes; Pucciniales; Melampsoraceae
Exons: 15
Coding region: 1-1401 (466 amino acids)
Biological process (GO): response to hydrogen peroxide; hydrogen peroxide catabolic process
Cellular component (GO): cytoplasm; peroxisome; mitochondrion
Molecular function (GO): catalase activity; heme binding
Source: RefSeq, a predicted model, not a curated record